Molecule: messenger RNA, 564 nt
Organism: Paramecium pentaurelia
Lineage: Eukaryota; Ciliophora; Oligohymenophorea; Peniculida; Parameciidae
Source: the annotation of a GenBank genome assembly
AUGGCUUUAAAAAAUAUUAUUGAUUUGACUGAUGGAGUUAUUUUAAGAUACAUAUGCAUUUCUAAUGACUCUAGAAUAGAUAUAAAUAUAUUUAUUGGAAUUGUUUGCAGACUUACAAUUUUUACUCUUUUGAUAAUAUUCAAAGAUAUAAAAUAAUAUUCUAUUGGUGAACUUAUUGUUUGGUUUUUAGUGUGGCUAGUUUAACAUAUAUAUAUAUUGUGUAUUGAGAAAAAUUAUAUUAUACUAGGUGAAUCUAAAGUUCUUAGAAGAGAAAUAGAAUAUAAAAUUAUGGAUUCUUUAUAAUUAUUAAUAGGAAUAAUAUUUUUAUCAUUGAACUUAAAUUCAUAUAUAGAAAUAUUAAUCUUGGUUUUAUUUUCAAUCAAUUUUUUAUUGAAAUUCUAUAUAAUAAUCUUUAAAAUAAAAAUAAAAGAAGGUUAUACAGUGAAUUUUUAAAAGUAAGGUGGUGUUUAUUAAUUUUAUAUUGGAUUUUUAUUUGGGGCUGUAUGUAUUACUUUAUAUUAUAUCAAUUUGGAGGGUAAUAUUUAAAAUAUUAAAAUACUUUGA